AUGAGCGCAUUCCCAGAGAUCCAGAGAUUUAUUGAGACAAAGGACUUUGCUCAUAUCAUUGCCUUUUGUCAAGACAUCGAACUCAAGUCAGAGGAACAGACAAGAAAGUACUACCCAGUAUAUAUAUUGUCAUUGUUGAUUCAAAAUGAUAUAAAGAAUGCACGUUUGCUGUGGAACAGAAUACCAUCAGAGCUAAAGGCUGCAGAUGCUCACUUGAAGCCCAUCUGGUCAUUGACCAAACACAUUGCGCAGCUCAACUAUCCAAUGAUCUACAAAUCACUGACUGGCAACUAUGGCACAGACUUGGCACCAUUCAUCAUUCACCUCAAAGAGACCUUCCAAUAUCGCACUUUCGAACUGAUUUCCAACUCAUACUCCAACAUCUCUGUCAAUGACUGCAGUGUCUAUUUGGGUAUUCCAACAGAUCAUGUACUCAAAUACACUGAAUCACAGGGAUGGACAAGAGACGGAAACUCACUGCAGCCAGUUCCAAUCAAGGCCAAGGAUAGCCAUGUCAAGUCUGGUAACAACCUCAUUCACUCUCUGGCCGACUUUGUAUUAUCUUUAGAAAAGUGA
Molecule: messenger RNA, 576 nt
Organism: Acytostelium subglobosum LB1
Lineage: Eukaryota; Evosea; Eumycetozoa; Acytosteliales; Acytosteliaceae
Exons: 4
Coding region: 1-576 (191 amino acids)
Biological process (GO): COP9 signalosome assembly; protein deneddylation
Cellular component (GO): COP9 signalosome
Source: RefSeq, a predicted model, not a curated record